AAACUCCCAUUUACACGUUUCUGAACUGGGAACAGCCCGGUGGCAUGGCGAGGGACCGCGCUCCCCUGAUGGCAGACUUCCGAAGCACAGCAGGCUCAACAUUUUCUCUUCCUAUUCGACAUGCUUUUGCAGACGGCACAAUAUGGAACUGGUCAGACUCCUAAUUAUGACAGUGGUCCGGAGCCAGAAUCCAAUCAUCCAGUUGACAAAGAACUUGGUACAGAGGACGGUGACCAGCUGUUCCCCAUCUCCAGCGAGCAGAGAGCUUAUGUACAGAAGUACGUUGUGAAGAAUUAUUUCUACUAUUACCUAUUCAGAUUUUCAGCCGCUUUGGGUGAAGAAGUGUUCUACAUCACAUUUCUUCCAUUCACUCACUGGAAUAUUGACCCUUAUUUAUCCAGAAGACUGAUCCUCAUAUGGGUGCUGGUGAUGUAUAUUGGCCAGGUGGCCAAGGAUAUCUUGAAGUGGCCCCGCCCCUUUUCCCCUCCCGUCGUGAAACUGGAGAAGAGAAUGAUUGCUGAGUUUGGGAUGCCCUCUACCCACGCCAUGGCGGCCACUGCCAUUUCCUUCACCCUCCUCAUCUCUACCAUGGACAGGUACCAGUACCCCUUUGGCCUGGGGCUGAUGAUGGCUGUGGUGUUCUCCACGCUGGUGUGCCUCAGCAGGCUGUACACGGGGAUGCACACUGUGCUGGACGUGCUGGGUGGCGUCCUCAUCACCGCGGUCCUCAUCGUCCUCACCUACCCUUCCUGGACCCUCAUUGAUCGACUGGACUCAGCCAGCCCCCUCUUCCCUGUGUGCGUCAUAGUGGUGCCCUUCUUCUUGUGCUACAAUUACCCCACGUCAGAUUACUACAGCCCGACCCGAGCGGACACCACCACCAUCCUGGCCGCCGGGGCGGGGGUGACCAUAGGAUUCUGGAUCAACCACUUUUUCCAGCUCGAGUCUAAGCCCCUGGACUCGCGGUCCGUGAUCCAGCACAUCCCCCCACUCACCGCCGACGUGCUGGUUUUGGGUCUGAUCAAAUUCGCCGUGGGAAUCAUGUUGGUCCUCCUGGUUCGCCAGCUGGUGCAAAAGCUCUCGCUGCAGGUGCUGUUUUCCUGGUUCAAGGUGGUCACCAGGAACAAGGAGGCCAGGCGGAGACUGGAGAUCGAAGUGCCUUACAAGUUCGUCACCUACACGUCUGUCGGCAUCUGUGCGACCACCGUGGUGCCCAUGCUGCACAGGUUCCUGGGGUUGCUCUGAGGCCCGGGCCGCUGGAAGCGAGCCCGCUGGAUGAGAGCCAGGACGUAGUAGGAAAGUUGUGGGGUGGGCAAAUCUUGACAACACAUUUUAUUUCGAAGAAAUUCUUUAAGUCACAUGUCUGUUUUGCUGAUAGCCAUGAUAAAUGCUGUUACUGUAUGGGGAGGGUGGGGGGCGUUGACUUGUCUCGGAGGAGCAUUAGUCGGGAAGGGUCAUGUCACAUGGGAAGCCAGGCUGAAACCCAUACUCAAGUUCUUGAAGGGUCCCCACCCUCCCUGUGUGUCAGCUUGGACACUAGACCAAGUCAGGGGCUGGUGGAAACAGUGGCCACAGCUGCACCUGGCUCUGGAGAGGGGGACAGGACCUGGGGGGCUGGGGGGCGGGCCUUUCUUCCGGGGACGGCCUUGCCCAACGCUGAGUCUCCUUUCCCAAACUGGAACUUUGGUGCAGGAGAAAGGGUGGGCAGCACCCUGGAAAACUGCAUUCCUUACAGUGACUCUCUUGUCACUAUGAUCAAAUUAGCCUGUAGCGUCCCAGUCUCUGCAGGUGUGGAUAUUGAAACAGGGGUCUGCCCUUCCCCGUGUGUGCACUUGCAGGGACUCCAGGCACCAUCGCUACGCUCUUCUGAUCCAUGGAACCCCUGGCUGCUCCUGCCACACCGGGCAGGUGGGGGUGAGCCUCCCUCAACAGCAGGUACCCCCCGGGGCUUCUCUCAGUGCCCUGCUCCCUCCUGCUUCAGAGGGACUUGGGAUGAGCCCUCUGCCCAUCUCCAGCUUCUCUUGCUUCCUUGCAGACUGUUGUCUGCAUGUGAAAGUGGAUCCAGAGAGGAACAGAGAAUGUAACUCUCCCUGGAGCCUGACACAGAGAGACUCAGCCUCAGGCGUGGCCUGUCCUGACAUCGCUCCUCCAUUUCUGCGUUACUUUCUGUCCAUCUGUGUUUCUCUCUACCAAAUAGAGUCAGGGGCCCCCUGUCUUCCCCCCUCUCAUCUCUUGGCAAUUUUCAGGGUAAUAAAUGCAAGAGUAAUGUCAGCCUCUUUUGGGAAAACAAGCCAAGCAAACACAAUAGCCUUUGCACGGAGGGUGUGUCCUCGGGACACGUAGAUAGGUGACCCACACCAGGGGCUUCUCUCGCAGGCCACCUUUCCUGUCACUAAGAAUAAGGAACACGUAGCAACAAUUUUUCUCAUAAGUUAGUGUAAAUACGUAGUUAACGAAGUACCUUUUGUGGUCCAGUACUGGAGCCGCCGCCGUGGCUAUUUAUAACCCUCACGCGUCUCGGCCGAGCACACGCUGGGGGAACCGCGCCUGCCCGGGGAGCGCGGCUCUUACCUCUGCGUCCAGCGUGGAAGCGGACACCGCUGAUCUCCGCCCCUGGCCUCUAGGCUGGAAUGGUCUUUCUUUUGUGUUCGACUUCGUGCUCCAGUUUCUUGAGAGUAAUUUUUAGUAAGACAUCCUGUUCUUCCUUCAAAUUCUUCUCACAUUUUUCAGUUAGAAGGCAGGGAUAAAAAUGGGCCACCAAUUGACUAUUUUUCCAUCAUACUGGUGUUUGUGGCACCACGCAUUGGGGCGGGGGCGGUGCUUGGGGAGAGCCCAGCCCACGGGCACUCCUGCCCUCCCUCUGCCCCGCCCCCAGUGCAGUGGGUGAGGCGCUUUCCAUCCCUCGAUGCCAAACCAUUGGGUAAUUAUGCAAAAUCAUUUCAGUUGAUUUGUCCAAAGCCACCCGACAAAAGCAUUAGCCUUUGCCACUUGUACCGUUUGUCGUCACGAGCAGUGGGUGUUGGCGAUCCAUCGGUGGCCUCCCAACAGUAGGAAGGUCAGUCCGCUAUCCUGAGGUCCUCAAGGCUGCAUUUGGAGUUUGGACUGAGCCAUCGCACACCAAAGAACGAGCCAGGGAUUGUCACGGUUGGCGGCUUUCUCAAGUGUCUUCUUACAGCAACUGGAGGCUAAAGAGUGUACGUACGUGGAUGAGGCCAAGCUCAGUCUCUGCGCUCCCGCUUCGUCAGCCCUCUCCAUCCGCUUCUCAUGCUGAUAGUCUCGCCCCAGCUCAGCCUUUCCCAUCCACACAGGCCCCUCCGAGUUUGUCUGGGUCUACUGUGAGGAUGCUUUGAUUUUCUCUCUGGGGAAAGACUGCCCCCUGCUGGUCUACCCUCGGCCUUGCUCCAAAGCCCCUCUCUUGAUCUAAGAACUUCAAAAAUGAUUUUUUU
Molecule: messenger RNA, 3446 nt
Organism: Phyllostomus discolor (pale spear-nosed bat)
Lineage: Eukaryota; Metazoa; Chordata; Mammalia; Chiroptera; Phyllostomidae
Gene: SGPP2
Product: sphingosine-1-phosphate phosphatase 2
Exons: 5
Coding region: 121-1245 (374 amino acids)
Biological process (GO): phospholipid dephosphorylation; sphingosine metabolic process
Cellular component (GO): endoplasmic reticulum membrane
Molecular function (GO): sphingosine-1-phosphate phosphatase activity
Source: RefSeq, a predicted model, not a curated record